Messenger RNA from Lonchura striata (white-rumped munia), 1375 nucleotides. RefSeq names its product SH3 domain binding glutamate rich protein (gene SH3BGR). Gene Ontology annotation, cellular component: cytoplasm. NCBI's taxonomy places the organism in Eukaryota, Metazoa, Chordata, Aves, Passeriformes, Estrildidae. The record is from RefSeq and is a predicted model, not a curated record.
GGCAGGUGCAAACCCCUUGCUCUGGCUCCUCUUACUGACCAAUCCUCGUCCCAAAAUAUCCAAGAGCCAAUGGAGUGGGAAAACCCGGGACCCCGGGAGAGGGAGAGAGGGCAAAGCUGCCAGCCCAGGAGCUGCGGAACAUUUGGAUUCCUCCGGGGAUCGACUCGUGGGUAGCAGGGCUGCUCUGCUGAUUCACUGCCAGCGCUGCCAGCAUGGUGAUCAAAGUCUUCGUCGCCACAUCUUCGGGGUCUACAGCGAUAAAAAAGAAACAGCAAGAAGUCGUGGGCUUUUUAGAGGCCAACAAGAUUGACUUUCAGCAGAUGGACAUAGCAGGAGAUGAGGACAACAGGAAAUGGAUGAGAGAGAAUGUCCCGGGUGAAAAAAAGCCUCAGAAUGGAAUUCCCCUCCCUCCACAGAUCUUCAACGAGGAGCGGUACUGUGGGGAUUUUGAAUCCUUUUUCUCUGCUAAGGAAGAAAAUAUUAUUUAUUCGUUCCUGGGCCUUGCUCCUCCUCCAGGCACAAAGGAGACUGAAAAGUCUGAUGCCACAGGGGAGAAGUCUGAUGAUGCCACAGAGGAGAAGUCUGAUGCCACAGAGGAGAAACCAGAAGCAGCAGAAGAUAAAUCUGAUUCCAAGGAUGAAAAAUCUGAUGCCACAAAUGCAACUGAGGCACACGCAGAAGACAAGGCAGAUGAAGGAGCUCCUGAAGAGGCUCAAUCUGGCCAGACACCACCAGAAGGUCAACAGGAAGGCAAGGAAGAACAUGCAGCAACAGGGGAAGAAGAAGAAAAGCAGGGAGAGGGAGAAGAAAAGGAAGAGGUGGAGGCAAGAAGAGUCUUAGUACAGUUCCCUAUGACACAAUAUUUCUUGAACAGGUUUUCAGGAAGCACCAGCUGGAGCCACCCCACCAAAGAAAGAAAAUCCCUUUCCCAAGCAAAGCACCUUUUGUGCCUGUAUGAACAUAAAAACACAAAGAGAACACAGCUACCACUCUGUCCCACCUGUAACCUUUAUAUAUAUAUUUGGUAUUCCAGUUGCAUGUUAAAAUGGAUCUCGUCUGACAGAUGGUAUUUCAGUCAAUUGUUUUGUGUUGGGAUAGUUUUGUCCAUGUCACAUUUAGAUUGUGAGCUCUCCAGGGCAGGAACCAUGUCUCUCUCCAUGUCCAAGCACUGCCAAGCACGCUGCUGCCACUCAGCAGCCAACUGCACUCACACCACUGAUGUCUUCAGAGGAAAAGAAAUUCAGCACUGAAAACUGCAAAAGAGGCUUCCUGCACACAAGCCAUGUGAGUCACUUCUCCCUCAGCUGGCAUUUGAAAAUGAUUGAGGUUCCCAUUGUGCAGCAGUUUAAAUAAAUGUGUUUUCUGUUGUAUCUGC